Molecule: messenger RNA, 1617 nt
Organism: Nannospalax galili (Upper Galilee mountains blind mole rat)
Lineage: Eukaryota; Metazoa; Chordata; Mammalia; Rodentia; Spalacidae
Gene: Gale
Product: UDP-galactose-4-epimerase
Exons: 10
Coding region: 359-1444 (361 amino acids)
Biological process (GO): beta-D-galactose catabolic process via UDP-galactose, Leloir pathway
Cellular component (GO): cytosol
Molecular function (GO): UDP-glucose 4-epimerase activity
Source: RefSeq, a predicted model, not a curated record
UGUGAUCGGUGAGGAGCGAGGGGGUUCCAGGAGGGUUUGCCUGGGUUUGCCGCAGCCCCGCAGGGCCGGACCCGCCCAUUUUGCUAGCGUUUCCCGCUGCGGUGGCGGGGGCCACCCGAGUUCAUUCAUUCCGGGACCUGGCUCCCGGCUCGCGCUCGGAGCCCUGGACCGUCGUCCAGGAUUAUCUGGGCCGAGCCCGGGCGCCAUCAACUCCCCUCCAUUGUACAGAGUGGGAAAACUGAGGCGGCGACCGCUGGCCAAGGUCAGUCCCCGGGGCCCGGAGCGAUGCGGGCCUCGGAACAGCCUUCCUACCUCCCGGAGCUCCUCGGCGACCGCUUUCCGGCGGGCGCGCGGUGCCAUGGCAGAGAAGGUGCUUGUAACAGGUGGGGCUGGCUACAUCGGCAGCCACACAGUGUUGGAGCUGCUAGAGGCAGGCUACUCUCCUGUGGUCAUUGACAACUUCCAUAAUGCCAUCCGUGGAGGGGACUCCAUGCCUGAGAGCCUGCGGCGGGUUCAGGAGCUGACAGGCAACUCUGUAGAGUUUGAGGAGAUGGACAUCUUGGAUCAAGCAGCCCUACAGCACCUCUUUAAAAAGCACAGCUUUAAGGCUGUCAUCCACUUUGCUGGGCUCAAGGCUGUGGGCGAAUCAGUGCAGAAGCCUCUAGAUUACUACAAAGUUAACCUGACUGGGACCAUCCAGCUUUUGGAGAUCAUGAGGGCCCACGGGGUGAAGAACCUGGUAUUCAGCAGCUCAGCCACUGUGUAUGGGAACCCCCAGUACCUGCCUCUGGAUGAGGCCCACCCAACAGGGGCCUGUACCAAUCCCUACGGCAAAUCCAAGUUCUUCAUCGAGGAGAUGAUCCAGGAUCUAUGCCGGGCAGACACGGCCUGGAACGCAGUGCUGCUUCGGUACUUCAACCCCAUAGGCGCCCAUGCCUCCGGCCGCAUCGGCGAAGAUCCCCAGGGCAUCCCCAACAACCUCAUGCCCUAUGUCUCCCAGGUGGCAAUUGGGCGACGAGAGGCCCUGAAUGUCUUUGGUGAUGACUACGCUACAGAGGAUGGCACAGGCGUGCGGGAUUACAUCCAUGUGGUUGAUCUGGCCAAGGGCCACAUAGCGGCCUUGAAGAAGCUAAAGGAACAAUGUGGCUGCCGGAUCUACAACUUGGGCACAGGCACAGGCUAUUCUGUCCUGCAGAUGGUCCAAGCCAUGGAGAAGGCCUCAGGGAAGAAGGUGAAGAUCUAUGGCGUUGGCAGAAGCAGAAUCCUUCCGGCUUUGGGGCACAGGCCUGAGGACCACCCUACCAUGGACCACAGAGGGAAAAGCAGCAGCCACCCACUCUCCAGCCUCAGCAGGAUCCCACAUCCCCCAGCUCUGGGGCCAAGCCGAGGCCACCCUACCUCAAAUGCUAGCCAGCCACUCAGUACUGCAGACAGGAGACCUUAGGCUCUGCUGACCAGGAGCUAGGGUCUCUCAGACCCGUAGGGUCCAGGAGUUUGUGGGACCAUCAGGCUGGGUGAGGAGGCAGGGUUCUGGGACCAGAAUCUCUUCUAAGGCACUAACAUACUGCUAUGAAGGAACUUUCCAAGUAUUUAAAAUAAAAAUGUUUUCUUAUCCUG